Molecule: messenger RNA, 799 nt
Organism: Cornus florida
Lineage: Eukaryota; Viridiplantae; Streptophyta; Magnoliopsida; Cornales; Cornaceae
Product: inactive protein RESTRICTED TEV MOVEMENT 2-like
Exons: 2
Coding region: 67-648 (193 amino acids)
Source: RefSeq, a predicted model, not a curated record
AAGUCUAGCACAUCACAAACAUCUUUAUCACACCCCUAUAGAAAAAGCAAAUUAAGCAAGCCUGUAAUGGAAACCAAGAGUACUGGAGCCGUCCCCAUGCCCUCUUACGAUGAUUUUGAACCUUUCUGCACUUGGCGCCGCGAGGAAGGUAGCGAAACUCUUUCGGUCCAUCUCCCUGAAUUCAAAAGGGAUGAGCUGAAAGUACAAAUUAGUAACCAUGGAUUCCUAAAGAUAUCGGGAGAGCGUCCCACCGGUGCAAUGAAACGGAGUCGUUUCUACAGGGAAUUCAAAAUUCCAACGGACUGUAAUUCAAAUGAGAUUCAUGCAAAGUUCAUGGGAGGCAUUCUUUACAUUUCAAUGCCCAAAUACGCUACUUCGGUCACCAAAGAAGCUCAACCCGCCAAAGUUAAUCAAGAUUCAAAACCAAAGACUAGUCAAGAUCAAGUCACUAAUAAACCUGCCAUAACUGAAGCCAUUAAGAAGAUCGAAUCCUCUAAAAAUGUUACAAACAAUGAGUUUCAGCCACAAUUUUCAGCUUUGAGAUUGAAGAGGUUUGCACAAAUGGCAAUGGGCCUUUCAAUGGUGGUGGCUAUGGGGUCUGUUCUUAAUGCUUAUUUUGUGUAUAAAUACUGCGUGCCUUCAAGUUGAGUAUCAUCAAUCUUGUUUAGUGCCUGUGGGUGGCAUUAAACUCCAAUUUCUCAAUAUGUAAUUAUUGAUAUAAAUUUGAAUUAUAUGUUCUUUAUAAUAGAUGGUGGGUGUACACCUAAUAAAAUUAUUUGGCAAUAGCUAAGUUUGUUUA